Messenger RNA from Haliotis rufescens (red abalone), 1373 nucleotides. RefSeq names its product muscarinic acetylcholine receptor M3-like. Gene Ontology annotation, molecular function: G protein-coupled receptor activity. Gene Ontology annotation, cellular component: membrane. The transcript is spliced from 2 exons. Bases 1 to 1167 code for a protein of 388 amino acids. NCBI's taxonomy places the organism in Eukaryota, Metazoa, Mollusca, Gastropoda, Lepetellida, Haliotidae. Gene Ontology annotation, biological process: adenylate cyclase-activating adrenergic receptor signaling pathway. The record is from RefSeq and is a predicted model, not a curated record.
AUGGAGAGCAACACUUCAAUGAACUUGUCCAACGACGUUGACUUGCCAUCGGAACCUAUUCCUCUCAUUAGGAUCAUCCUCGGGGUGAUUCUGUACAUCCUUGUACUUAUCACAGUAUGUGGGAACCUACUUGUGCUCUUGGCCGUUUACAAAGACAAACGCCUGCAGACGGUAUUCAACUACUACAUCGUAAACUUGGCCAUCACCGAUGUCCUUGUAGCUCUGACGGCAAUGUCCCUGUAUACAACGGACAAUAUCCUCGGACACUGGCCUCUCGGCAUCUUCAUGUGCGGACUGUGGAUCUUCUUCGACUACGGUAUGACGUUUGCGUCUGUUUUCACUCUAGUGGUCAUAUCACUUGACCGUUUCUGGUCAGUUCAAUGGAGCAUCCAUUACCGGAAUCACCACAACAAGAGGAAGACGCUCGUUGUCAUAGGUAUCAUUUGGUUGUUCAUGCUGAUCCUAUGGCUGCCUCCCUGCAUCACCGACCGCAUCGCCCACAGCGAACCCGGAGUCUGCAAGUGGGAACCGUCCGAAAACAAGGCGUUUGUCAUCGUAAUUGCAACAGUGGGUCACCACGGCGCCUGUGUGAUACAAAUAUUCUGUUUCUUGAAAGUGUUUUUGUUCAUGAAGAAACGUGCGAAACUUGGUCCUCUUUCAAAGCCAAUCACCUCGUCCAAACCAAAACCAUCCGUCCACGAAGACGCCAACUCUAGAACACCAAUUCUGCUCGAUCCAGCAAAACUGCAAGCUUCCCAAGCUAAUAACGACGCCCAUGACAACCCAAGUUCCGUCUCGACCAUUAGCGUCGUUCAUGACUGCGACAACCCAACCUCAACAGUUGAAACAGGGCUCCCUGCACAACCUUCCACUUCUCUCAAACCCCCCAAUCCCCAUUCUAAUAAAUCGGACCACAGUUCAACAGACAAGCGAGAGCGGAAAGUGUUUGUGACAUUGACCUAUAUUUUAGUUGGAUACAUGAUAUGUUGGGUCCCCUUCCACAUCGUAUUUGACAUCAGCGCCUUUGACCCGGAAGCUGUUCCAGAGGUCAUCUACACCAUAACAUUUUGGCUGACGUAUCUCAACUCAACCAUCAACCCUUUCCUUUACAAUUUUAGCAGUCCCGAUUUUCGUCGAGCAUUUAAGAAAAUAUUAACUUGUAAAUGAAACUGUAACAUUGUUACUUGUCUGGUGUCUCAAACCUAUAUGACUUUAAGCAAACUAACUAUUGAAAUUAAGAACACCCGACAAGAGCUUAGGGAAGGUCAAGUGUGUAUGUCAGUCACAAACCGGAUCGGGUGGUCAGGCGCGCUGACCUGGUUGAUGUGUCCUGUGUAGUAUUAACAUUAAGUGUGGUAUGGGAUAUAUAAAAC